UCUAACAGAGAGCCUUUGUGAAAGAAUUCAACAGAUAUUCUGAAGUUUAGGUUGUAACAUUAUAAAUGACACCACAGCAGUACUGAAUUCUUCUCUCUAAGGAGACAUCUAUUGAACAUUUAUGGAAGGAGUCUCCAGUGUCAGCUCUUUGUCACAGUCAGUAAGCUUUCUGCCACAGGAGAGUCUUCAGGACAGAGAUCUCUGCACUUUCUGGUUUCGCAGGAAUAUCAAGGGGGAGAAAUAAAAUAGAGGCUGCUACAGUGCAAAUUACGUCAAGCGAGAGAGAAAGCCUUUGUCCCCGAGGCACAGGUGUCAUUCUUUUGUGUCAUUACACGAGUCACAUCUCACUUGCUCAGGAGGAAGCAUUUGGCUUCAGUAACUUCUCAGAAGCAAUGGAGGGCUUUAAUUCGUAUUAUACAACUCAUCUGAGUGAGGACACACCAGCGGCUUUCAGAGACCUGUUGCAACCAUCUCAUUCCAUCGAAGAUAUCCAUGAAACCAGCAGGGAUGAUCGAGGGGCAGGUCCAGUUUCUGCUGUGGAGGAUGAAGCAACUUUUCCGGAUACAAACACAGAGAUGUUGAGGCCAACUCCAUCCAUACUAGAUGACAGAGAAGAACAGCUGGAAGAAGACAAAGACAGUGAUAAUGCCAGUGUGAUGGAGCAAGGUGAUAGAAUAGAGCAGAUGAACCUGGAGUCAAAAGAUCCAACUUUGAGUAAGCCCAUUCGCUUGUUCUUAGAUGAAAGUUUACCGGACCUGCUCAGGAGUGGGAGUCCACUCCGGAGACGAGUAUCAAGCCCAGUGUCAGACACGUUAAAGCAGAUGCGCCGGGAGGUGGAACUGUCUCGGCGUAGGAGCAUAAAACUGAAGGCUCAAGUGGAUAAACUUCAGGAGCAGAGUCAGGAUGGGCUUGUCUGGAGUCAACACAGAGAACGGGUGACCGAGGAGAUUCAGUCCAUUGUAAAGCUCCUGAUCCCUCUGACUGAUUCAGAGCCAACAGCAGAUCCUUCUUCCACGAACAACUCACUGGAUACGGCACUGACUCAGCUGAAGAAUGUUGCACGCACACUCGCUCUCAACCACACAUCUCAGGGAAAAGCUAAAGAAGGGACGACAGAUGAGGUUGCUGUAUUACAACAAGCUCUACGGGACCGAGAUGAUGCUCUUGCAAAGAAAAAAGCCAUGGAGUCUGAGCUGCUGAAAUGCAAGACAGAACUGAUGUCACUGAACAAUCAGCUCCUGGAGGCAGUGCAACGGCGGCUGGAGAUGGCUAUCGAGCUGGAGGCCUGGAAGGAUGAUGUACAGACCAUCAUUCACCACCAGCUCCUGAGUCAGCAGCAGGCAGAACAGGCCCAGAAGAAGUCCAGAGGUUUCGGUGUACUGCGGCGCUCCAAGCAGCCCAGUCCAGUCCAGUCUCCAGUCGUGAGCCAAGCAUCCUCUCCUGCCUCGACGUCCCCCAGUACACCUGUGGCCCAGCGCUGGAAAGACCGACUGAGACGAGGACGCUCCAGUCGGCCUGCCUCCGCUGUCUACGACCAGUCGGCCAGCCCAAGCCCAUUUGACUCUCCAGUCAGCAGCAAGGAAGACAGUUUUCAAACAGUCUCGCUUGACUGAGCUUUCCUUUUCAUCUGUAUUAUAGGCUACACAACUGUCAAAAAAACUGAAGGGGUCAACUGAUGCUGAUUUCUGAGAUUCUGUUGUUUUAGGAGUGUGAGAUGUAUCUACACAUUAUUUUGUGUUUUACUUUGAACUGGUGUGAUUCCCAAAAAAAUGACACUGGACAGGCACAAAUGCUUCUGUUGUAAAUUAUGUUGUAAUUAUGUAAUUAUUUUAAUGAUUUACAGAAUAAAAUGGAUUUUAUCGACUUA
This is a messenger RNA of Pangasianodon hypophthalmus (striped catfish), 1867 nucleotides long. It is a transcript of the gene bicdl2l, whose product is annotated as bicaudal-D-related protein 2-like. The coding region runs from base 393 to 1613 and encodes 406 amino acids. The transcript has 8 exons. Gene Ontology annotation, biological process: Golgi to secretory granule transport; vesicle transport along microtubule. NCBI's taxonomy places the organism in Eukaryota, Metazoa, Chordata, Actinopteri, Siluriformes, Pangasiidae. The record is from RefSeq and is a predicted model, not a curated record.